Messenger RNA from Pygocentrus nattereri (red-bellied piranha), 2640 nucleotides. RefSeq names its product tetraspanin 15 (gene tspan15). Bases 92 to 976 code for a protein of 294 amino acids. Gene Ontology annotation, cellular component: membrane. Lineage: Eukaryota; Metazoa; Chordata; Actinopteri; Characiformes; Serrasalmidae. The transcript is spliced from 8 exons. The record is from RefSeq and is a predicted model, not a curated record.
ACGGGCGCCUCUACUGCGCCUCAGGUGCACGCUGCGAAUCGGGAAGUGUGCUGGGAAAUCAAUGCCAAAACCGAGUUAAGAGGCUUCAAACAUGGCAGAGGAUGUCCGGUAUUGUGCGAGGUGCUCCUACGUCUUCCUCAAGAUAGCUUUAGUUGUGUAUUCCACGGUUUUCUGGAUGAUAGGUAGCUUUAUAUUUGCCAUCGGCAUUUAUGCAGAGGUGGAACGGCAGCGCUACAAAACUCUGGAAGGGGUCUUCCUCGCCCCAGCCAUCAUGCUCAUAGUGCUGGGGUUAAUUAUGUUUGUUGUUUCCUUCAUCGGUGUGCUGGCAUCGCUCAGAGACAACCUGACCCUCCUCAAAGUGUUCAUGUACGCCCUGGCUUUGUGUCUCAUGUUGGAGCUCCUGGGUGGAAUUCUUGCACUGAUGUUCAGGAACCAGACGCUGGACAUUCUGAACCAAAAUGUCCGUAAGGGCAUGAUGAAUUACUAUGAUGAUCUAGAUUUCAAAAACAUCAUGGACUUUGUUCAGAGAAAGUUCCAAUGUUGUGGUGGCCUGGAAUACACAGACUGGACGGUGAACAUGUACCACAACUGCUCAGCACCUGGACCUCUGGCUUGUGGAGUGCCUUACACCUGUUGCAACAGCAAGCCAAAUGAGGUUGUGAAUACACUAUGUGGAUACAAAAUGCUUGAAAAAGAGAGAUUUCACAUUUCAGACAUCAUCUAUGUGCGUGGUUGCACUGAUGCUGUCUUCAUUUGGUUAAUGGAUAACUACAAAACUAUGGCUGGACUGCUUCUAGGCAUAUUUAUCCCUCAGUUUUUUGGGGUGAUUGUGACCUGGCUGUAUAUCACUCGUGUGGAGGAUGCCAUCGUGGAGUAUGGGGUCUACCAGAGCAACCUGAUUGAAAAUGCGCCACAGCAGACCAAGAAACGGGGCAAGGUUGCGAAGUGGUACAAGUGCAUGCCUGUGAUUGAUUGACCUCAGAUUGACCCUGACCUCAGAGGCCUUGUUUCUAUACUGGACCAAAGAACAUCACCCCAUAGUACAUGACUCCUUCCACCAUGUGGUAGAUGUAUGAAUAGUGAAAGCACAGUUUCAUUAAUACACGUUAGAUACUUUCUGACAGUCUUUGAGGUUCCUCUGACCACCAGUAACGGUUUACAGUGGGGGACAAAACAGUACUUAUUUCCUUAAGACUGCAGUGCACUGAAGUUGUCCUUUUGAAAGUGUACUUAAAAUAUUACAUUUACUUUUAUGAUGAUGGAUAAACAAAAGAAAGUAUGACUAUUAUACAGUGCCAGAAUUCAACAGUAACAUGGACAGUAGCCCUUAUCCAUCAAAGUGGCGUACGGUCAAGUCUGGUCGUAAAAUGACAAUUUUGUUACAAGUUUUUUUUUGCAUUGGUGUAUUUGUACAAUCAAACUCACAUCUGGUAGGAGUGCAUGUACAUAAUAUUUGACAACCUGAAACAAAAUGCAGCUAACAAACCAAAUCAAUUUCAUCUACAAAGUAAAUACUUGCAAUAACAAAGUUCUUAUUUUACGUGCACAUUGAUAAAUACAAAAAAUCUAUUCCACAUUCUAUUUUAAGACAUUUUGCACUGUACUUUAGUUUUUUUUACUACUGACACAACCCUAAAAUCAUUAAAGGUGGUCAAAUCUACACUCCCUUUUAAUAAUGAUGAACAUUGGCCAUUGAUCCAAUGUACCAUUUGAUAUUCAUAUUAUUUCUUUUUUUGUGCACUUUUGCAAAUAUUCCUCAUAACUAUACACUUUAUACAGUUUCUGCGCAACUGCAGGCAUGCCUUAAUAUAACAAAUACGUUAAGUUUUGCUUCUCAAUGGAAUAUUUUUGAAGCAUGGUAUACUGAAUUUUUAAAGGCCGGAAAUACUUGCUUGGUGCUGUGAGUGUAUCUUGCUUAAUCUGUCUAGUGUGAAGCAGCGGCCUUGGGUGCUAAAGCUCUAAAGGGAAGAACUACCUCCCUAAUUCCCUGCAUUAAAGACGCUACAUCCAAGUUCAGUACCUGCUUAUGACCUGUGAUUUUGUCAUCGUUGCUUUUUACUCUUCUCUGUUUUGUUGCAGUUUCUUUUGAGUUUGUUCUCCAUCUGGAGUCAUAUGCACAAUACCAAUGUGCACAAAACCACAAAUCAGGGCCUUGUAUUUCUCAGUGGCAUGGCUGAUGUUUCUCAGGCAUCUUUAAACAUAAAAAGACAUCUAAUCACAUCUAUUUGCGGUUGUGUUGCAGAGGCACAGACCUCAAACCUGGUCAUUUACAGAGGAUACAUGACUUUUCUUUGAUGGAGUAUAUUAGAUUAUUUGAGAUGACUGCUGGAAACCUAUCUAUACAAGAAAUGUAAUACUGCUCAGCAAAUAUAAUUGUCUUUUAAGAAAAAUGUAUAAAGCAUGGGUUUAUAUCUCUGAGAUUUCAUGUUAGUUUUACAAACUUGUAUAUAGAAGGUUAAAUUGAGGAUUGAUGUACUGUCUUUUUCUGGAGGCCUGAAUAUAGUCUUCUGUAUUUGUGGACUGGGUCUUUAUUCAUUUUUAAUCUGUGGUGUAUGUAUAGACUUUUCAAACAAUUGCUCAUGAUGCAACCCCUCAGCAUGAAAAGCAGCAUGCAGAAUGAAUAAAUGAUGUUUCUACAGC